This is a messenger RNA of Wasmannia auropunctata (little fire ant), 1225 nucleotides long. RefSeq lists its product as uncharacterized. The record is from RefSeq and is a predicted model, not a curated record. Bases 341 to 697 code for a protein of 118 amino acids. NCBI's taxonomy places the organism in Eukaryota, Metazoa, Arthropoda, Insecta, Hymenoptera, Formicidae. The transcript has 2 exons.
AGAACGAAGAGGUAACACCUACGCCCUCUCUUCGUUGUUGUAUACAGUCAACCAGUCAACUGCAUCUCCACAAUGUUGACAAUUUACGACGAAUUUGACGAUUAGAAUUUUAAAAAGAGGUUAGAAUUUACUAAUUUAUCCCGGAUUUCAAUUGUGUCAGCUAUUUGCCAGAUCUAAGGAUCGAGAGUCAUUUUGUUAAAACAACUGUAGUUUAUAGUUUUACAUUUCAUAGCGGAAACUUUGAAAUAUAAUUGAUCGAAAUAUCGAUAAGGAUAUCAGCAUGUAUCAGCUGAAAAAAUAUCAUUGAAAUUUCUCCGUGGAGAUCGAACCAGCAAUAACCAUGACGCGGACAAACAGGAAGAGGCGUCGCAACAUAGAAGAAGAAUCCAGUGACUUUAUGCCAUUGAGCAAACGAAUCAACAAUCUUCAUAUCAACGGUUUAUCUGGUCUACGAGAGAAUACGGUAGAAAGUAUGGAGACUGAUUGGGAAAGUGGAAAUUUCAUGUCGUCUCCGAGCUGCUCGGAGGUGUCUCAAAAUUCAUCGCCCAGAGACAGUUGUGCUUCGAACCAAAGCAAUUUUACCAAUGAUUAUAGACCAGAUUUAGAUGCAACGGAAAAUCCUUUUUAUUAUGAGAGCAAUAAAUUGCUCUUUUCCUUAUAUAUGGAACGUAUACAAAGGAGACCAGAUCUGUACUGAUAAACAAACGUCCCGUUCCACAUACAAAGUAUUUUCUCUUGACAUUCAAAUCUUGCUGUACCUUUUGUCAUUCUACAUAACAUAAUUGACAAUUUUCAAUUUUCCUUUCCCAAUCGAUCACUUGGAUAAUGAUGAAACGUACCAUGGCAAUAAAAUUGGUAUAUAGAACGUUUUUGUAAAAGGCAACAUUGGUAGAUAUAAGAUUCAAUAAUGUACAAUCGUUAGAAUAUUAAGAGCAUCUUUUAUUAGUGCAUAAAAUUCGAUGUAAUGAGAAUAUAUGAAUUAUUAACACACGAAACUGGCAGAGAAAGAAGAGAGAGAGAGAGAGAGAAAGAAAUAGGGUAUAACAUUUCUUUAUUUAAAUUACAGUGUUAUUUCUCAGAAGUCAUACUAGACGUUACAUUCUUAACGAAAUUCAAUCCCGUUGGGAUUAUAAAAGUACAAACAAAAAUAAUUGGCAAUUGAAUUUGAAAAGAAUAUGUUUGUGUGAACAUUACUAGAAGUAAUAAAUUGCGUUCCGUAUCCACA